CGAUUCGGACUCCCGCAGUGUGCCUUUUGCCCCUCCAUGCCACGUGCUGGCGGCUAUUUUGGGAGGCUUAGCAGUUACAUGGCUGACGCGUCGUCGAAGCUGUGCGCCUUAUAAGAUCGACACACACCUUCCACCUCACCUUCCCCUCCUGCCACCACCAUCGUUGCGUAUUCGAGUAUCCCGCCCCCCACUCUUCACAGUUCUCACUCGCUUGCCACCACCAUGCCUGCCAAGAAGCGUUGUCAAUUCCAGUCUGAGACUCCUUGCAAUUCUGCAGCUCUUCGCAUAGUUGGCCAGUGCCCACAUUGCAGGGCAGAUUUUUGUGGCGCACAUCGCUUACCUGAACAUCAUAAUUGUAACAACCUAGAGGAUUGUCGACAGCAAGCUUUCGAGCGCAACAAGGCGAAGCUAGAGAGCGAACGCACUGUGGCUUCCAAGAUGGCUACUGCAUGAUGCCUCUCUACGUGCCGACAAUAUGUCGCUCCACAUUAACAUUUCUUUUUUACUGGCCUCUGCAUUAUCAGCAUGUCCCACAUCCCGCUACUUUAUAAUACUUGGUCUUCUAUCUAUUGCGUCCCAUCUAUCCAUCCCUUCCCACACUGUGACACUUGUGAUACCUCGGUCACCUCUCCGCCAGCUAUAGGACGCUCGAUCUGUUGUGGGUUGUACUGUUUGUAACUUGCUGGGCGGGGUUUAUGUUGGACUUAUUUGCCUAGGUAUCUUUGGAUUUAUCUUUCUUCACAUAUGUAUUUGU
Molecule: messenger RNA, 754 nt
Organism: Suillus plorans
Lineage: Eukaryota; Fungi; Basidiomycota; Agaricomycetes; Boletales; Suillaceae
Exons: 4
Coding region: 223-453 (76 amino acids)
Molecular function (GO): zinc ion binding
Source: RefSeq, a predicted model, not a curated record